AUGGAGGAUUCUACCACCCGCCCAGAUACCCCAAUGACUCCUCGUAGAAAUGACCAGCAUGAUGCAGCAUUGGGAACACCAUUCCUCGGAAGGAUAUUUGGGCUUCCUAACAACAAAGUGAAUGCUACUCCAAGACCACAUGUAUCCGAACAAGAAAAAACAACACCUACACAGGCUGCUGAAAUGCCAACGACACUGAGUCAGCGACCAAGCAGGGCUUCGAGCAUCGUGUCGACGAUGACAAGCUCUACGAUUGCUACGCUACAAGACGAUGCUCGAAGUACUCGAAGCGUUCGAAGCGUUGACAUUUUGUUAGGCAGGAGGCUCUUUCAUAUCAAUCGGGAUGGGUCGAAGAUAUCCGUCUCAGCAGAUAAUGACCUACCUCCAUAUUCGCCCCCAGUCCCGGCUUACACACCAUUCAGCGGUCAGUUAAAUACGGGGACCCAAGAUGACCCGCAACCGCCUGAACCUGCUACUCCCACUGGGCCUACACCAACGCGUGCGCUUGCGCCUGCACCUUCGCCUACGCCUGCGCCGACACAAAAAAGCCGCAUGCAUAUUCCCUUUUGGAUGGAUAGGCCCCGUCAUCGACGACAAUCGUCAAGUAUAUCCCAGGGCAAUGUUAGAGCUUCUCUAGGACUACUAAAUUCAAACUCGAUGUUUGAUUUAUCAAAGCUACCAAGCGCAAACCGAUCUAAUGCAGAUUCGGAAACUCCGGAUGAGAAUGGUGUCUAUCGCAGCCCAUCAUUCAACCCUGGACCGGAAAGGAUAUCUGUUGUUCCGACAAGACGAUCUGCCUCUCAGGGUAAUAUAGCAACAGAUAAUAUACAUUCUCUUCCUGGGAGUAAGGAUGCAAGCUACCUUAGGCGGAGGAACGGUGUUCGACUCCCCAAACUUUUCACCAGUUUAGCCAAUAUCAAAUUUGGUAGUUCAUCCGAUCAAGAGCAAGACCAAGACAUCACUUCAUCCGGUGAUCAUGUAACACAUUCAGCGGGGCCCAGCUUUGGUUCAGGGCAAAGAAAAUUUGCACAAUCGCCAGAAUUUAUAGUACACGGUACUAGCAGUGGAUUUCUGACACCUUCGUACUCGACACACCUAUCACCAAAUGACGGAACCUAUCAUCACAGCUCAUCGCUGCCCAAUAUCCCCACACAUUCUCUAGUUGUUCCCCAGAGCCCCGCAAAAGCGCUGCAUGCGCGAGAUCAGGAACUGGCCGCGAUGCGGGAGCGGCUGAACGAGAUCGAUCAGGUAUACCGCCAGGAGUUGAGAUCGCGAGACUUCACCAUUGACGAUUUGAGGAAAAGACUGGAGAAUCUUCAGAAGCAGAUGACGGAGAGUAUCGAGCGGGCGAAGAAUGAGGUUGACGAUAUGUGGGAGAUACGGUGGAAGGAUCGGGAUCGCCAUCUUGUGGAACGCAUGAGGAGGAUUGAGAUUGAGAGUCAGAUACAGGUUGAGAAUGCUGUGGCGGACCGCGAUGAGGAGUGGGCAGCGGAGUGGGAGAAGAGGAAUAGCGUGCUUUUGGAACGGUUGAGGAUUGCUGAAAGUCGCUCUGCGGGUCAGAGCUUACGCACUCCUUAA
Paracoccidioides brasiliensis Pb18 is the source of this 1578-nucleotide messenger RNA. RefSeq lists its product as uncharacterized. The transcript is spliced from 2 exons. The record is from RefSeq and is a predicted model, not a curated record. The coding region runs from base 1 to 1578 and encodes 525 amino acids.